Messenger RNA from Aspergillus wentii DTO 134E9, 914 nucleotides. Its product is annotated as phosphoglycerate mutase family protein. Gene Ontology annotation, cellular component: cytoplasm. Lineage: Eukaryota; Fungi; Ascomycota; Eurotiomycetes; Eurotiales; Aspergillaceae. Gene Ontology annotation, molecular function: phosphatase activity. The transcript has 2 exons. Bases 29 to 907 code for a protein of 292 amino acids. The record is from RefSeq and is a predicted model, not a curated record.
CAGGACAUUAACUUCAUCAACCCACGCCAUGGCCCAUCAAUACAAAUUCGAGAUUCAGCCCCAGUUCUUCGUGGAUUAUUUCCAACUCGCCAGAGAAAGCCCGGGAUCGAAAGUAACCACCCAACCGAGCCUUGGUCUGAUUGAUCGUCCAUAUGAAUCAGAUAAUCAGUCCGAUAAGAAGAAACCAUGGGAGCAAUUCGCAGCAUAUGUCAAUCGACUGAACACGGAGAAUCCAGAUAAUGUCUCUUACAAAGUGCUAUACCUGACAAGACACGGCCUUGGUACUCACAAUAUCCACGAGGCAGAGGUUGGAAAAGAAGCCUGGAAUAACCACUGGUCUCAUCUCGAUGGAGACGGCACCGUCACUUGGAACGACGCAAAGCUCACAGAAACCGGCAUUCAACAAGCCCAAGAACUGAGCCAAUUCUGGGCAGAUGCCAUAAAGAAAGACAAGAUUCCCCUCCCAGAAAAGCUGUACACAAGCCCCCUCGCACGAUGUCUGGAAACCACAAAACUCGUCUUCUCCAAGAUCAUGCAAGACUCAGGAAAAACUUUUCAGCCAGAAGUAAAAGAGCUGUUUCGAGAGAGGCUGACAGACCAUACCUGUGACAAGAGAAGUACGCGAACGUGGAUUGAAAGCCACUAUCCAUCCUACAUCAUCGAGGCUGGGCUUUCAGAAGAAGAUGUGCUGUGGAAGGCGGAUUACUGGGAAUCUCAAGAUGAACAUAUCGCCAGAAAGCAACGGGUUCUGGAGGAGAUUUUUGCAACGGAUGAUAGUCAAUUUGUCUCUCUUACUGUUCAUUCGUAUGCGAUUUCUGCGAUUCUGCUGGCGUGUAAUUCGGAAAAGUUUAGAGUCCGUGAGGGCUCGACUAUUGCCCUGUUAGUGCGUGGAGAGAGUAUCGAAUAGAUCAGCC